Caretta caretta (loggerhead turtle) is the source of this 972-nucleotide messenger RNA. It is a transcript of the gene ORMDL2, whose product is annotated as ORMDL sphingolipid biosynthesis regulator 2. Lineage: Eukaryota; Metazoa; Chordata; Testudines; Cheloniidae. Gene Ontology annotation, cellular component: endoplasmic reticulum membrane. The record is from RefSeq and is a predicted model, not a curated record.
CCAAUAGCGGGCGGCAACGGGGGAGGGGCGCAGGCAGUGGCACUUCCUGGAGACGAGCCGGGGGAGCUGUGUGGAGGUUCGGCGGCAGCCGCCGGGAUGAAUGUUGGGGUGGCCCACAGUGAGGUAAAUCCCAACACCCGAGUGAUGAACAGCCGUGGCAUCUGGCUGGCCUACGUGAUCUCGGUGGGAGUUCUCCAUAUCAUUCUCCUCAGCAUCCCGUUCUUCAGCAUUCCAGUGGUCUGGACCCUCACUAAUGUUAUACACAACCUGGUUAUGUACUGGUUUCUUCACACUGUGAAAGGAACCCCGUUUGAGACGCCAGACCAGGGCAAGGAUCGCCUGCUCACGCACUGGGAACAGAUAGACUAUGGGACGCAGUGCACCUCCUCCCGCAAGUUCCUCAGCAUCUCGCCAGUAGUUCUUUACCUCCUCACCAGCUUUUAUACCAAAUACGACCCUGCACAUUUUAUAAUCAACACAACGUCCCUCCUCAGCGUCCUCCUCCCCAAGCUGCCUCAGUUCCAUGGCGUGCGCGUCUUUGGCAUCAACAAAUACUAAGACUCAGCGAGCCCAGCGCUGCCAAGCCAGCUGCGAGGGAAGAGGGAGUCCAUCCCAACAGGCUCCUGCUCUGGCAAAGAAGUAAUGAGCCCAGCGUGAAGGUGCUGUCCUGACUGUGAACUAGGGCGGCGGCGCAAGCGAGGGACCAGCCACUGCUUGAGCCCCUUGCAGGGAUUAAGUUACUCUCCCUAGUAAUCAUCGGUAUUUGGGCUUUAUCUUUUGUUUGGGUGGAGAGAGAGAGGCAACUGAGGAGGGAGGGGGUCUUAGUGUCUCAUGAGCUACCCUGUCAGCUGCUCAUGUAACUGCGAGAGAGGAGAACUGCUGCCCAGCAGGGGGGAAAAUAGCCAGUUUGUGCAUCCUCCCCAUCCUUGUGUUUUAUUAACUUCUACUGUAAUAAAGACGUUUGACAGACAA